Molecule: messenger RNA, 2477 nt
Organism: Pogona vitticeps (central bearded dragon)
Lineage: Eukaryota; Metazoa; Chordata; Lepidosauria; Squamata; Agamidae
Gene: LIN28A
Product: lin-28 RNA binding posttranscriptional regulator A
Biological process (GO): pre-miRNA processing
Cellular component (GO): cytoplasm; nucleus
Molecular function (GO): zinc ion binding; mRNA binding
Source: RefSeq, a predicted model, not a curated record
AUUCUAUUGUCUCUUAGAAAUUUAGGAAGCUUUAGAAGGCCGGAGGGCCCUCCCACCCGCUAUUGUUGCCCUGAAGAUGUACUAAACCUUUCUCUCGCCUUCCCUCCUCUUGUUUUGAAUCUUCCCUCCCUCCUCCCCUUCUCCUCCUUUUUUUUUUAGGGGGGGGGAGCUCCUGCCUGAGCGGCGGUGACACCCUCUCCGAGGCUGGCUGGCGGAGAGGAGGCGACGCGGCGACCGCCCGAGUCCACCAUUUCCACCCGGGGCGCAGGAUGGGCUCCGUUUCUAACCAGCAGUUUGCAGGUGGCUGCGCCAAGGCGGGCGAGCCCGAGCCCACCCCGGACUCGCCUAGGCCGGACGAGGAGAACCAGCCGCUCCUGCAUGGCGUCGGCAUCUGCAAAUGGUUCAACGUGCGGAUGGGCUUCGGGUUCCUCUCCAUGACCAGCAAGGAAGGCGCCGUCCUCGACUCCCCCGUGGAUGUGUUUGUGCAUCAGAGCAAGCUCCACAUGGAAGGCUUUCGCAGCCUGAAGGAAGGAGAGGCUGUUGAAUUCACCUUCAAGAAGUCCUCGAAGGGUCUGGAAUCCAUCCGAGUCACUGGCCCUGGAGGAGUCUUCUGCAUUGGCAGCGAGAGGAGACCCAAAGGGAAAAAUCUCCAAAAACGCAGAUCGAAAGGAGAUAGAUGCUACAACUGCGGCGGCCUGGAUCAUCAUGCCAAAGAAUGCAAGCUUCCCCCGCAGCCCAAGAAAUGCCACUUCUGCCAAAGCAUUGCCCACAUGGUGGCCAACUGCCCUGUCAAAACGCAGCAGUCGCCCAGUUCUCAGGGAAAGCCCGCCUACGUCCGGGAGGAGGAGGAGGAAAUGCACAGCUCAGCCCUUCUUCCGGAAACCAGGGAAUGAUGUCGGGAAACCACUAAGGGGUCAACGGGAUUUAUAGGCUUCAGGGCAUCAAGUCAGCAAAACGGGGGAGCAGUCACCAGCCUCUGCCUCCAGAUAUAGGGAAGGCAGGCAACGGGAAGGUGUGCAGCAGCUAACCCCAAAAUGGGACAAGUAUUCAGCAGAGGGAAGACUGGAUAUUGUUCGCACAGGGUCCCUCUGCCUCAUUUAGUCUUGGGACGAGAUCUGUGGGCCUCAUCUUGAAAUAGUCCGUUCUGAGAAAUUGGGGAGGCAAUAGCACCUUCCACAGCCUUUGCUUUGUCCACCAAUCAAAAGAUUCAGACUUUUUAAAAAACAUACAACCUUGAAGAUGUGUGUGUGUGUGAUUGAGUGAGAGACAAGAGACAGAGAUUUAGCACAGCCAUAAGGUAGUUACAGUUUUUUCCAAGUCCUUCAGCCGAUUCCUAAGAAUUUUCCUAAGAAAACGAGGCAGAACAAAUAGCAAUUCUGGCAGCCUUCUCCAACCUGCCAUUCUCCGGCACAUGGUUUCCCUGUACUUAGAGCUUCAGAUUUCUUGACCUACACUUCCCAGAAGCCCUGCUUUGAGAACCACUGCUCUCGGUGGAAUGGACUACAACCCCGUUACCCUUAGGUGGUGUGACUUUGCUAGUUGGACUUUAUAGGAUUGUGUCCCAGUCCAUUUGGAGCAUGCCAAGUUCGGGAAGGCUGCAUUCUGCCUAAAUGAAAACUUCUGAACUCUCCUUCAAGUGACAGAAAGAAAUGUGUUUUCCCUUCCAGACCUAAGGAAUUAGCAGGCUGUCCGGGACCCUGACUCUCACACUUUGCUUAAACUUCACAUCUCUGGUGGGGACGGCACAGUUCAGACAUGAUAUUGUUCCUUUUUUCAUCCAGACAGAGUUGGCCAAAAUAUCUCCUCUCUUCCACACAAACGCACUACCAGCUUUACUGGGAUUUCCUAGGUCUAUAUGGACAGCUUUAAAAUGUGAGCUUUUGAGGAAAUGUUAUUGGCUCUUUUGUCAAUGGAGAGUUUUAAAACAACUUCUUGCUAUUUUCUUUUCAGCAGCUUGUUUUCAGUUGUGAGGCCUAAAUUUGACCACUGGCAUGUUGUGCUUUGUGUGUACACUCAGUACACCACUAUAUUCUCCACCUGUCUGUUUCUUCUCUCUGUCUCUCUCUCUCACACACAGACACACACAGACACAUACAGAGAGACACACAGUAAAUUUGUUUUAUUGUUGAUCAUCUGAGGCUUCUAAAAUCCCAGAGCCAAAUUCAGCACGUGACCCACAGUAUUGACUUUAAACAUAAGCACAAGGGCUCCGAGUUUGAAUCUCCCCUCUCAAAACCAAAUCAAACCGACUGCUGCUGCCUUGCCCUGCCUGGUUUCUCUACCUCUGCCUUUAAUUUAUUUUGCUCCCGCGGACAGCUGGACUUGCCGUGCGAGACAUGGGGAGUGGGGUUAGGGCCUCCCUCUCUGCUCUGAAGCUCUGUGGAGUAACCUGCACUACGACGUGCGUGUAUGACGUAUCUUUGGGUUUGUUUUCUUUUCGUUUUGGUAAAUAUUCUUUUGGUUGUUGGUUUUUUUUU